AUGUUCCUUCUUUCUCUAUCACGACAUUCGGCACCUAGUUUCCUUUCCCUUCUAUUCACAUUUUCCGACUGUCUGCAUCGUCGUCUCCUCUGUUUGACGGAUGCAGAAAUUUGCGGUGUCAACUCAUCUGGUGGCCUUCAUCCCUUCUCUACAUCUAUCUCUCAGCCCACCCAACGGUUCUCAAAUUCCGUUUCAUCUUCCUUACCCAGCCAAGAUCCUCCUAGUUCUUCUAAAAUCGACCAGUCAUAUCCUUCAGCCUUGCCUAGUAUGUCCGCUGGACUCGCUGCUUCUGCUCAAGCGUCUGCCACCAAUGCAACGGCUUACAUUGGUGCUUCUAAUGUUACCUCGGCAUCAUCCAAUCUGACCUGUGGCUUUCAAGCCGCCGAGUUGCGCUGCCUCGGUGCUCGCUUGCGCGACCUAAUGCUCGGCUUGGUUGAAUUGGCACACCCCGAACAGAUAGCUGCUUUGGAAAUUUUUUCGCGAGGCAUUCCCAUCUCUCGUUAUGGGGGACAACGGAAAUUAUCACGGUUAAGACCACGGCCUAUUACCGACAUAAAACAGCCCGCUGUAAAGGAGACUACGUUGGGUGGGGCAGCUGAUGUAAAUGAUGAAGAAUAUUGGAAGGAGGAGGAGGGUGAAAAAGAUGGAGGGGAGUGGGCUGAGUCAGAUGUGAUGGCAAUGGAUUUAGGUCUGGAAGAAGAGAACGUUUCUUCGAAUAUUCAUGACCCUCAUAAUCUUAGAGCUAUUCUUCAGCGAGUUCAACAGAUUGCCGAAGUCUCAGAGACUCGUGGUGUAGCUGCAGCCGCUGCGUUGGGUUUUGCGGCAACUGGGUCUGGGAAGCAGGGUCAUUUUGGCUAUAUUAGUCGGAAUUCUUCAGCGGCUGUUGAUCUACGCAUUCAGCUUUACCGAUGGAGUGAGCUUUUUCGUCGAAUGCAGCGUCUUGUCGUUCAGAUCUACGACUGGGAUCGACGUUGUCGGCGACAACUUAUCUGGAUUUCAAAUGAAGAUGAAGCAGUUUCAAGACAGGCUUGCCUAUCAGAAGCCUAA
Messenger RNA from Protopolystoma xenopodis, 1047 nucleotides. The record is from the annotation of a GenBank genome assembly. NCBI's taxonomy places the organism in Eukaryota, Metazoa, Platyhelminthes, Monogenea, Polystomatidea, Polystomatidae.